Messenger RNA from Amblyraja radiata (thorny skate), 3698 nucleotides. It is a transcript of the gene git1, whose product is annotated as G protein-coupled receptor kinase interacting ArfGAP 1. Lineage: Eukaryota; Metazoa; Chordata; Chondrichthyes; Rajiformes; Rajidae. Gene Ontology annotation, molecular function: GTPase activator activity; small GTPase binding. Gene Ontology annotation, biological process: regulation of ARF protein signal transduction; regulation of G protein-coupled receptor signaling pathway; synaptic vesicle recycling. Gene Ontology annotation, cellular component: synapse; postsynapse; cytosol. The transcript is spliced from 23 exons. Bases 94 to 2379 code for a protein of 761 amino acids. The record is from RefSeq and is a predicted model, not a curated record.
ACAGCGGCCUCACCGGCCUCACGGCUCACGCUCCCGCCACAGCUGUAAAUAAAUAAAUAAAUAAAGGCCCGGCGGCCGAGGCGGGUGGGAGCCAUGUCCCGAAAGCUGCGGCCUAACGAGGUGUGCGCCGACUGCAGCGCUUCAGAUCCUGGUUGGGCAUCGAUAAACCGUGGAGUGCUGGUUUGUGAUGAAUGCUGCAGUGUUCAUCGAAGUCUUGGUCGACAUAUCUCCAUGGUGAAACAUCUCCGCCACAGCUCGUGGUCUCCGACUCUGUUACACAUGGUACAGACGCUGGCAAGUAAUGGAGCCAACUCGAUCUGGGAGCAUUCGUUGCUUGAUCCAGCGCAAGUGCAGAGUGGACGACGGAAGCCAAACCCACAGGAUAAAGUGCAUCCCACAAAGGCAGAGUUCAUCAGAGCCAAAUACCAGAUGUUGGCGUUUGUACACAAGCUGCCGUGCCGUGAUGAUGAUGGUGUGACCACAAAGGAUCUGAGCAAGCAAUUGCACUCCAGUGUACGUACAGGGAACUUGGAGACGUGUAUCAGGCUACUGUCACUCGGAGCGCAGGCCAAUUUCUUUCAUCCGGAGAAAGGUACCACUCCUCUGCACGUUGCUGCCAAAGCUGGCCAGAUACACCAGGCUGAGCUACUGGUCGUCUAUGGUGCAGACCCAGGAGCACCCGAUGUCAACGGCAGAACGCCAAUAGAUUAUGCCAGACAAGCAAAUCACCAUGAGCUUGCCGACAGACUGGUGGAGUGUCAAUAUGAACUUACAGACAGGCUGGCGUUUUACCUUUGUGGACGGAGACCAGAUCACAAAAAUGGGCAUUAUGUCAUUCCCCAAAUGGCUGACAGAACACGGCAAAAAUGCAUGACCCAGAGUAGCUUGGACUUGUCAGAACUGGCUAAGGCAGCCAAAAAGAAACUUCAAGCACUGAAUAACCGACUUUUUGAAGAACUGGCAAUGGACGUUUAUGAUGAAGUUGAUCGUCGUGAGAAUGAUGCCGUGUGGCUGGCCACCCAGAACCACAGCACCUUAGUGACUGAGCGCAGUGCUGUGCCCUUUCUCCCAGUUAAUCCCGAAUAUUCUGCCACCAGGAACCAGGGUCGGCAAAAACUGGCCAGGUUUAAUGCCCGGGAGUUUGCAACCCUGAUUAUUGACAUUCUUAGUGAUGCAAAGAGAAGGCAGCAUGGAAAGACACUAAACAGCCCAACCGAAACUAUUGAUUAUCUGCUGUGCAACCAGAGUGAGCGUGCCGACAGUGAUUUUGGUGACGACCAGCACGACUACGACAGUGUAGCAUCUGAUGAGGACACUGACGCUGAGUCACACCGCAACGCAAACUCGUCCCGGAACAACCGAGCAAAGAGCAUGGAUUCUUCAGACUUGUCGGACGGCCCCAUCACACUGCAGGAAUACCUGGAGGUGAAAAAAGCCUUGGCUGCUUCCGAGGCCAAGGUUCAGCAGCUGAUGAAAGUGAACAACAACCUCAGUGAGGAGCUGCGGAGGCUGCAGAUGCAGAUUAACAAACUGCAGACAGAGAAUGCCCAAAUGAAGCAUGAAAGUCCUAGUCUGCACCCAUCAUCGGCUGCCGGUGAGCGGCAGGAUCUUGCCCCUCAUGUCAGUGCAAAUAGACGCGAUCGGCAAGCGGUGUCCAUGUAUGAAACCCGGUCUGGCCAGAAAUCCUUUGGAAAAACUACAGAUGAUAUUGUCACACGACUACAGCCUUUGGAUUGCAGUAUUCGCAGGGGUGUCUCCGCGACCUCUGUGCCCUUCCCCUUCUCUCCCCAACUGUCCUGUUCUCAGGACUGCGGCAGAUCGGUGGUUAACUACCAUCUCAGUUGGGCUCAAGUGUCCAAACUGGAGAAGCGGGGCAGUGGCACGGACAGUGAUUACGACAACACCCAGGGGAUCGAUCUGGCACCAGGUAUUGCUGACGGCAAGAUGGGAAGGGAGGAGGAGCUGCAUCUGGAGUAUGAUGAACACGAGGUUGACCUGGAUCCCAGCCUCCCCAGUACAGAGGACGUCAUCCUUAAAACUGAGCAGGUCACCAAAAACAUCCAGGAGCUGCUUCGAGCAGCACAGGAGUGUAAGCAUGAAAGUUUUGUGCCAUGUUCUGAAAAGAUCCACUCUGCUGUCACUGAAAUGGCUUCUCUUUUUCCAAAGAAACCUUCUCUGGACACAGUGCGGUCAUCUUUGAAGUUGCUAAAUGCCAGUGCCUUCAGACUGCAGUGUGAAUGCAGGAAAACGAUCCCCCCAGAGCCGGGAGCCCCAGUCGAUAUACAACUGCUCACACAACAGGUCAUCCAGUGUGCCUACGACAUUGCUAAGGCAGCCAAGCAGCUGGUGACCAUCACAACACGUGAGAAAAAACAAUGACGCUAAAUGCACUUCAGCCACAUUCCAUUAGUUGUUUGUGAACUAAAGAAAGGCAUCUUUCUUCAGAGGCCAACGGGAGCCGCUGUACAUAGACUGAUCCCAAUCCUGUGGGGUUGUUUUUCUGUGAUAGAUUGUUUUGGCUUUCACGUUGAAGAAAGCUUCUCGAAGGUUUAAAUUUCCAAUGUUGUGGUGGAGAGCAGCAGUGGUAGUUAACCAGAGGUAACUAGCACUAACUAAUGACUUGGCCAAAGCACCGGCUGCAGUGCGGGGAGACUUCAACCUCUGCCGCUUUGGCAAGAUGUAAAUACUUAGGUGAUAUUACACUGGAAUUCCUGACUCCUCAAUUAAGUUGCUUGGAAGAAUUACUCCGCACUACAUUGUUGGUGGAAUCUGCGCCGUAAACAUUCAUGUCACACGGGGCAUCUUGCCUCCCAGCGAGCAAGUCAUCUCAAUCCCGAACACGUCUCUGUACGUUCUUGCACCGGACCACCCGACUUCAACGUGGACGAUCCACAGGUCACCUGCUGCUCUUCAUCUGUCACCAGAGGCUGAAGAUCAGUGGAGCCUCUUCACACAUCCUAGUAGUGGGCUGGCUGCCUGGUGCAUUGUAUGCCACACAACAGUUGGAUCUGCUUGGACCGUUGCACCCCCACAGUAGUGUUGGCGGUUCCCAAUCUUUGCUCUCUUGGUGCCACACGUUUUGCAUUGACCGUCACAUAGGUGAUGCAUCAAUACUAGAGCCAAGGUUCAAUGAUAGUUUACUACAUUCAUUACAGCCGCUCACAGCGCUAGGUGACCGUGGUGAUCAGUUGUACUAAAUGUCUGUCCUUGUUUGAAGUCUGAAUACUAUUCUCCUGGUGCAAGUAUGACAAUUUGGGGAGAGUGUUUGGUCAACCUGCCUUGGUGAUUCUCUCAGCCAUGUGGCUCUACCUCGCCCAUGGGAGCAGCAGGUAAGGGUACGUUACUCCAUGGAUCAGUAGGUAGGGACAUGCUCCUCUAUGGAUCAGUAGGUAGGAACAUGUUACUCCAUGGAUGGUGGAGGUAGGUAGGGACAAGUUGAUCCAUGGAUCAGUAGGUAGGGACAUGCUCCUCCAUGGAUCAGUAGGUAGGUAGGUGUACGUCACUCUACCUCGCCCAUGAAUCAGGUGCUAAGGGUGUGUAGCCAACAAUCGACCUGGCUCAGAUUGCUGACGAGAAUGAGACCAUGAACAUAACACUAAAGUCCAAGUCUUUAUUACUGUGCUCACUCUUAAUUACGAAUAAGAAUUAUCUUCCAUUUAUUCAUUUUUAUUUAUGGAAAUUAAAUGGCCUUGUGUAAA